Molecule: messenger RNA, 3946 nt
Organism: Canis lupus familiaris (dog)
Lineage: Eukaryota; Metazoa; Chordata; Mammalia; Carnivora; Canidae
Gene: POGLUT3
Product: protein O-glucosyltransferase 3
Exons: 9
Coding region: 1-1560 (519 amino acids)
Cellular component (GO): endomembrane system
Molecular function (GO): protein binding; glucosyltransferase activity
Source: RefSeq, a predicted model, not a curated record
AUGCGCCGCCUCCCGCGGGCCGCGCUGCUGCCGCUGCCGCUGGCCCUGCUCGUGGCCGCCGGGGCCCCCGAGCCGCCGGUGAGCGCGCCGCGGAGCCUGGCGUGGGGGCCCGGGCUGCGGGCGGGCGUCGUUCUCCCGGUCCGCUAUUUCUACCUGCAGGCGGUGAACUCCGAGGGCCGGAACCUCACCCGCUCGCCCGCAGAUCAAACACUAUUCAGAGUAAUAAUCAAAUCUCUUUCACCUAAAGAGUUAGUCCGGAUUCACGUUCCCAAACCUUUGGACAGGAAUGAUGGGACAUUUUUGGUGCGGUACAGGAUAUAUGACACUGUCAGCGCGGGGCUGAAGAUAGAGGUCCUUUAUGGUGAUGAACACGUGGCUCAGUCUCCUUAUAUUUUGAAAGGACCAGUGUACCAUGAGUACUGUGAGUGUCCAGAAGAGGAUCCUCAGGCCUGGCAGAGGACUCUUUCGUGUCCAACCAAGGAACCACAGAUUGCAAAAGAUUUCGCUUCUUUCCCCAGCAUCAAUCUCCAGCAGAUGCUAGACGAAGUUCCGAAAAGGUUUGGGGAUGAGAGGGGUGCCAUUGUCCAUUACACGAUUCUCAAUAACCACAUCUACCGGAGAUCUUUAGGGAAAUACACAGACUUCAAAAUGUUCUCAGACGAGAUUUUGCUGUCACUGGCAAGAAAGGUUCUUUGCCCAGUGGCUGGGAAGAAAUCCAAGGUCCUUCUCCCUGAUAUAGAAUUUUAUAUUAAUCUUGGAGAUUGGCCUCUGGAGCAUCGAAAAGUCAAUGAGACCCCUGGCCCUUUACCUAUCAUUUCAUGGUGCGGCUCCCUGGAUUCACGAGAUAUUAUCCUUCCAACGUAUGACAUCACCCACUCCACACUUGAAGCAAUGAGGGGUGUCACCAAUGAUCUCCUCUCUAUUCAGGGAAAUACAGGGCCUUCCUGGAUCAAUAAAACAGAGAAAGCUUUCUUCAGAGGUAGAGAUAGCCGAGAAGAGAGGCUCCAGUUGGUACAGCUGUCCAAGGAAAACCCAGAGCUCCUAGAUGCAGGAAUUACAGGAUAUUUCUUUUUCCAAGAGAAAGAAAAGGAGCUUGGAAAAGCUAAAUUGAUAGGUUUCUUUGAUUUCUUUAAGUACAAGUAUCAAGUGAAUGUGGAUGGGACCGUCGCUGCUUAUAGAUAUCCAUACCUCAUGCUGGGCAACAGUUUGGUUUUGAAGCAGGACUCGAAAUAUUAUGAACAUUUCUAUAUGGCACUACAGCCUUGGAAACAUUAUGUUCCAAUUAAAAGAAAUCUUAGUGAUUUACUAGAGAAAAUUAAGUGGGCCAAGGAAAAUGAUGAAGAAGCCCAGAAGAUUGCAAAAGACGGACAGUUGGCUGCUAGGGACCUGCUGCAGCCACACCGGCUCUACUGCUACUAUUACAGAGUGCUCCAGAAAUAUGCAGAGCGCCAGUCCAGCAGACCCAAAAUACGGGAUGGGAUGGAACUGGUUCCUCAGCCAGAUGAUAACACGUCCAUGUGCCAGUGCCACCGAGAAAGACCUUUCCGAGAAGAGCUUUAAGUCAGCUCACUUUCACCUCCUGCUUAUGCCAGUGGUGCAUUGAAUGCAAGUGUUCAGAUAGGAGCCACGCGCUGUACAAGUACCGUUAAGAAGACGUAGAUGGGGAGAGCAAUCUGAGAGCAAGUAUUACAAGUAUCAUUGAAUCUUACUUUAUUUUGUAUAAAAACUGCUAUGAUCAAAAUCACAGUUUCUCUGAAAAGAAAACUGGCGGGUUUUAGUAUACAGAGAGGCUUGCCAAAAUAUAAAUCACUCCCUAUGAAAGAAACUAUUUACAUCGUAUUUCUUGGUUUGUUUCCAUCCCUUGUUCACUUUCCCUCUCCCUCUUCCAAUUAUGAAGAAAAAAUAUUUGUUUGUGCAGGGUUCUUCCCCUCUUAUUGCAUAAUUUCUCCUCCUACAAGCUGCUUUGGGCAUUCAUUAAUAGCGAGCCUUCUCUUGGAAGGUCUGAUAAGAGUAAUUAAGGAAGAAGAGGAUGGCUGCCUUAUUAAAAGUAGCUUGGAGACUAUGGGGGCAAUGUUUUUUAAAGCUCACUCAUAACUUUUCAGCUAAGUUUUGCCAAAGCCUAAGACAAAAUUAAGGAGAAAUUAUGCCAUAAACUAAUAAUUCCCAAUCUAUUUGGGUGGUACACCAAAUAAGGACAACACAAUUAUUCGUAGAGAGAACAUUCUAUGGGUACUGUUCAUUACCUAUAUAUUGAAUAGAUGGAAGAUAACUAUAAUUAGGUGGGGAUCUCUACCACUUUUUUACAUUUUUAAAAGAGCUACUUGAAAACAUGUGCCAUAAGCUGCAGUAAGCCUGGUAUCUUGGGAAUUCACCAAUAAGCUGACAAGAAAGGCAAGUAUCCUAACCGCUCCCCUCCUCUGUUUCAGUGCAUUGCUAAGAGAAAAACUUUGGAAAUUUCCUUUUGGAUAGGGUCAAGACUUAAGACAUAUAGCCCAGAAAUUCAUUACACACUCCUUGUAAGAAUCACCAGUCCAAGGUUCACUUCACUCAAGAACACACUCCCAAAGCAAGAGCUCUCCACUCCCAGUCUAAAAAUAUUUACUCCCCUAAUUGAAAUAUUUACUUCACCUGAAAAACAAUGUAACCACUUUAAAGUAGCCAUAUCCAUAAAUGCAGAAUUGCGUAACUAGAUGAGCAAAACCACAUUUAGGAACAAGUAUCCAAGGAAAACCAAUACCCACCAAUUGUUUAGAAGUACAAGGUCACAAGUAUAAAAUAAAGGGCAAGCUGUACUGGGACCUUGCCCUAAUGAAUCAUGUCCUAAAUAUAUUGUAUAUGGAGUUUGGAGCUUGUCAAAGCUGAGAUUAUUGAGAGAAAAUUUGUUCUCCCUCACACCACCCAGCCCACCAAUCCCAGGUCAGGUCCUUCCUUGUGGCUGAUGGCAUUUUUGUUAGAAACAUCUCAAAUUUUUAAAAUGUCUAUCACUUGCUGCCAAACAAGCCUGAUAGUUAAAAGUGAACUGAAAUAUACCAAGCAGCUUCUGAGCAUGGAACAGGAAAGAUAUAUUUCAGAAAUUAAGUGGAACCCUCAAAAAAUUUCAUAGGGAGUGAGCAUUCAAUCUAGAUAAUUCUUCAUCUGCCCAGCUCAGUCAUAGUCUUUAAAAAUAGUUCAUUUUACAUGGCUUUCUGGUUUGUUGACACUAAUAUAACUUAAUAAAAUAGUUUUACUAAAGCUCUGAUUUUUUCCUUCAAAUUCACAUAAUGUCUGCACAUUCCAUUAGUCAUUUUUAGUACUUCAACUUUCCUUUUUUAAAAAUCUGAUUUUUAAAAAGGAAGAGAGGGGUAUAAGGAUAUGCAAGUAAAUAUAAUGAGUGCAUUUAUCUAAAUAAGCUGCCAGCCUGUUUGUUGCGGCAUUGUUUUUAUUAGUAAAAUGUUAGAAACACCUUGAAUAGUUUUCAUGAGGGAACUGGCUAAAUAGUUAUUGCUAUAUAAAGGAAUGUAAUACAACUAUUUUUAAAAAGUAGCUCUAAAAAAAAAGUAGCUCUAAAUGUACUAUCGUGAACAAUUUCCAUUACAGUAUUCAGUGAAAAAGCUAAGUUACAGAACAAUAUGAAUAAUGUGAAACCAUGAAUGUAAAAAACAAAAAUAUAUUUGUGUGGUUGAAAGUUUGGAAGGAUUUUACCAAUGUCUGAGGAGGGAGAGAAGGGAAUUUUUACUUUUUGCUCUAUACCUGUCUAUGAUAUUCUAUUUUUACUACAAGUAUGAAUCAGAUUAUAAAGAAAAAUGUAAACCUAGGAAAAGAUUUUAAGUGCACAAAAAAUAUACAUAAUAAAAUAAAAUGGAUAUUUAUAUUUUCCAUUAUGCUAUUUUUAAAUCUAUGUCUAGAAUUUUGUAUCAUGGGACAUAUUAUAUACACUUUUUAAAUAAAGUAAUUUUUCUAAAUACAA